CUAACAGCCAAGAUGGCGGAGUACUUUGAUGAAGUUGUUCUCGAUACAGAAGACUUAGAAAAGCUCUUUCAGGCGGCGACAGAAUUUGUCAGAACUAUGCGUAAUUUGAGCGACGAGAAAAAGCUUGCUUUCUAUGCUUUAUACAAACAAGCAAAAGAAGGACCAUGCAAUACGUCAAGACCAGGAUUUUGGGACAUUGUUGGAAGGGCAAAGUGGGACUCAUGGAAAAAGCUUGGAGAGAUGUCCAAGCAAAAAGCCCUAGAACUUUAUAUCCAGAAACUGUUUGAAACAGACCCAGAAUGGGAGGCAAAAUAUGCCGUCACUGAUGACUUGACUGUAAAGGAAAGUGAAAAACCUGCUCAUAAGCAGACAAUGGGCCUUGCUGUCAGCACUCUGCGAGGAGAUGAUGAUGAUGAUGAUAUUAUAAGUGAUACUAACAAGUCAGUGUUUGAUUGGUGCAAGGAGGGAAAUGCAAAAAAGAUGGAUGCUCUGCUCACAAGAGAAAACAUUAACAGCAAGGACGAACAGGGGCUGACACUACUUCACUGGGCCUGUGACCGAGGUCAUGAAAAUGUAGUGACGCACCUAAUAAAAAACAAGGCUGGAGUAAACACACAGGAUGCUGAUGGUCAAACACCAUUACACUAUGCUGCCACCUGUGACUUUCUGUCAAUAGUAAAAGAGCUAUUACAGUCUGGAGCAGAUUGUUCAAUUGCUGACAAUGACGGCUUUCGACCAGCUGAUGUUGCAGACAGUUCAGCAAUAAAAGAAUUACUUAAUACAUGAAACCAGGAAUCAUGAGGCUGUAAGUGUGUAUGAAGCUUCAAAAGCUGAAAAUCAAUGUAUUUAUUCAUGCCUUGCAAAGAAUUAUUUUAUCCAUUUCACAAUUCAGGAUUAUUUUUACAACAACAUUAUUACAUGUACAUAAGAUCAGAAAUGGCUAUUUGAAGAUCGCUACCAAGUGAAAGGACAAGCACAUGAAAUCCUAAAAAGUUAUCAAACUUGCUUUGGCAUUCAAUUCUUAUCACAAUAUUUAUAUUGAAGACUUCUGUAAAAACAGACAACAGAUUGAAGUGUUGAUUAUUUUAUGAACAACCUCAGUAAAUUAGAAAAAAACGCAAAGUAAAAAUCAAUUGUCUA
Messenger RNA from Orbicella faveolata, 1140 nucleotides. RefSeq names its product acyl-CoA-binding domain-containing protein 6-like. The record is from RefSeq and is a predicted model, not a curated record. Lineage: Eukaryota; Metazoa; Cnidaria; Anthozoa; Scleractinia; Merulinidae. Gene Ontology annotation, molecular function: protein binding; fatty-acyl-CoA binding.